AUGAUCACGGAACAGUUUCCUGAGCUCUCAUUGCUGCAGCACAUCAUAUUAUUAAUUAUCAUCUCUAUCAUUGCUCGGAUUACAUACGUUGAAAUCAAGCACAGCGUGCUGCGUGGCAUUCCGGGACCAUUAAUAGCUAGAUACACGAAUGCAUGGCGAUGCUACCUGGCUUGGAAAUACAGUGAACGACCCGGCGGUGUCACGUAUCAUGAGGUUAUUCACAAGAAGUACGGAGAUGUGGUUCGAGUAGGGCCCAGAACAGUCUUCAUCAAUGAUCCUGCUGCUAUCCCAGUGGUCCUUGGAUUCAAAGAUCGUCUCGAGAAGACUGAUUCUGUUAUUCCGUUCAUGCAACCAGGCAAGCCAACUUCGAUUGUUGGAAUCCGAAAUGAACAAAAACAUGCCGCCUACCGCCGUCCUAUACAGGGUGCCUAUUCAUUGUCAAGUUUGAAGCUUUACGAACCGGCUAUCGACGACAUGAUUAACGAACUGACGGGUAUCUUUGAUGAGAAGAGUGAAAAUAAAAGCGUCAUCAAUGUUACAGAAUGGUGUCAUUUUUUUGCUUACGAUACAAUCAUGAACAUCACGUUUGGAUCACCAUUGGGUUUCUCGACAAUGCUAAAGAUAUAUGCAAAGUCCCGAUAUCCAGAGGUAGUAGAUGACACACAAAUCCGCCUCUACUGUGCUACAAACUCAUUGGCUGGAUCUCUGAGCCCGUCGCGUGUGCUCGACAGCGUGCUAUCAUGGCUAGCGCAGCAUCCACAAGAACAGAAUCGUCUCUACGAGGAAAUUGUACGGAACACCAAAAGCUUCCCCGUCUCAUUAGAUGACACUGCCAAUAUGCCAUAUCUAGAAGGGGUGAUUAGAGAAGGGUACCGACUACAUCAUGGUGGCGAUAUCGCUAUUGAGCGUAAAGUAGGCCCUAAUGGUGCUACCCUUCCGGAUGGACGAUUUAUCCCAGUGGGCUACGAUAUCGCUAUGAGUAGCCCAUCUAUUCGUGUCUGUGCAGCAUUUGGAGAUGAGCCCCACAUUUUCAAACCAGAACGAUGGAUGAGGGCUGAUGGGGAGGAUAUUGAUGACUGGAAAGCUCGCCGGACAUGCAUGGACAAGGCCGACUUGACCUUCAGUCAGGGCUCACGGGCUUUUAUUGGCAAGAGCUUCACGCAUCUAGAAUUGUUUAAAGUCGUUGCAUCAGUCAUGGGUCAAUAUAAGCUUGAACUUGCUGGUACUCCAAAGCGCUUUAUAGUUCCUGUUCAACUUUCUAAGCGGCCAAAAAUAUCCAAGGAUGUAUAUCCUGGUGAUCGGACGGUUGCAGCUGCAUCACGCCUCCGUGCACAGCAUAAUGUCUCCAAGGCAGCACUGGGCGGGCUUGUGCUAGCUCCAAUUGAUCUCAAAACACCUCGUCUCCGAAUACUUGACUGCGGUACCGCGGACGGUUAUUGGUUGUAUGACCUGUCGAAAGAAGUUGAUUCGUCCUCAACUCUCGUUGGAACGGAUAUUGCAUCAUUUCCAUCAAACUCAUUCGUAAUGCCAGACAAUAUGACACUAUUCAUACAAUCUUAUAAAGAUUCUUGGCCAGCGUCUUGGCAGAGUUCCUUCGAUAUAGUCCAUAUGCGCUUCUGUGUUGCUGGACUGGCCGAUCCUGCAGAGGCAGAGAUGGCUGUAGACCGACUCAUCAAUCUUGUAAAACCCGGGGGGUGGAUACAACUCGUCGAUAGCACAUUGUUAACUGGAGAUAUUGUGGAUGAUGACAAACCCAGUGCAAAAUUGUUCAAGUCUAUGGCACACAUGCUGAAACAUAGAGGCCAAGAUACCAACGCCGGGGUUCGGAUCAAGCCACUCUUAGUCAACUCGGGCAGAUUAUCGGAUAUUCAAAGCAGGAAAGUUGUCGCGAAGCUGGGCAAGGGUGCGUCAACUAAUGAAUUGGCUAAUGAUGGAGUUCAUAACUUGGUCAAGAUGGUGGAUACACUGAAACCAAAACUAGAGGGUCUGUUGUCUGUUGUUUCUCGACUUUUGCAAGUCCUUCUCACUAACGAUAAUACCAGAUCUGAAAGAUUGGCCUAUAACUCCAGCGAAUCUUGA
This is a messenger RNA of Talaromyces atroroseus, 2079 nucleotides long. RefSeq lists its product as hypothetical. Bases 1 to 2079 code for a protein of 692 amino acids. Gene Ontology annotation, molecular function: heme binding; oxidoreductase activity, acting on paired donors, with incorporation or reduction of molecular oxygen; monooxygenase activity. The record is from RefSeq and is a predicted model, not a curated record. Lineage: Eukaryota; Fungi; Ascomycota; Eurotiomycetes; Eurotiales; Trichocomaceae. The transcript has 4 exons.